AUGUCAAGUCUUUUGACACAAUUAGUUCGUCGUCAGGCAUUGAUGAUGGUGCCUCGUCGUUCAGAAACUGUCCUUAUUACGGCUGGUCCACCAUUGAAUAAAGUGACAAACAAAGAAAAAAUGAUUGUUUUAGGUAUGUUUUUUGCUAUACCAAUGAUCUAUCCAAUCUACGUUAUGUCAAAUUUACAAAAAUAUAAUGGAUCAAAUCGUACAUUGAGCAAAAAGAAGAAAGUCAAAGCUGCUACAAAUUGA
Molecule: messenger RNA, 252 nt
Organism: Rotaria socialis
Lineage: Eukaryota; Metazoa; Rotifera; Eurotatoria; Philodinida; Philodinidae
Source: the annotation of a GenBank genome assembly